Molecule: messenger RNA, 1527 nt
Organism: Cuscuta campestris
Lineage: Eukaryota; Viridiplantae; Streptophyta; Magnoliopsida; Solanales; Convolvulaceae
Source: the annotation of a GenBank genome assembly
AUACAUUGGGCCAGCCCAUCCAUUUCAAGAAAAAAUCCAACAGAGGAAACAGAGCAUAAAGCUUUUCUUCUUCCUCUUCCGUUUUGAGCUUCCCACUCGAUCUCAUUCUCAGAAAUGGAUACAAAAUCAUUGGCGAAGUCGAAAAGAGCUCACUCAUUGCAUCUUAGUAAGAAGAAUCAGCAACCUCAUCCGUCCAAGGUUGCUUCUGCUGGCCCGAGUUCGUCAUCUACUGGGGAUAAGAAGCAAAGUAGGAAGCAAGGGAAGGAUAAACCUGCACAGGGUCAUGGUUCUAAGGGACUUCCUUCGAAUUGGGAUCGGUAUGUUGACGAAGGAGACGAAGGGUAUGAGUUAGAUUCUGGAAAUGUGGUUCCUCGAGAGAGUUCAUCUGAGGCAGGUUCGGAUGUUGUAGCGCCGAAGAGUAAGGGGGCAGACUAUGCUUACUUGAUCUCUGAAGCCAAGGCUCAGUCUGGGUAUUCUUCACAGAGUGCACCUCUGUUUGACGAUGUUCUACAUGAUUUCUACCAGGGAUUUGGUCCAUUGCUUUCCACUAAAGGGCAAAGCAUAGCAUCCUGGAUUGCAGAUGACAUUUUUGGGUCCGAAGAUAAAGCGCCUCCCCCAGAUGAGGCCACUUUUCUCUCACUCAAUCUGCACACUCUUGCGGAGCAACUUGCUAAAGCAACUCUAUCAGAAAGGCUUUUCAUCGAUCCUGACUUGCCAGAACUGCUCAUGGAGGAACUGCAAAAGCUUAGUGAGAAUAAACAUGAAGAGGCUCCAGCAAAAAGAACAAGUGGAUUGGCAGAGGAAGUUUUUGAUGUGUUAGCUACAAAAACUGUAUCUGAAGACAGCAAGAGUCUGCAUAAUUUUGUUGGCAGCCCAUCUGAUAGAACAAGCACAGCUACCAGCAGCAGUUGUAAGAUAUCCGUUCUCACCGGGGAAGUCUCAAAAUCUACUGGCAGUGCGAAGGAUGAGGCAUUGGAAAGGACAGAAAUGGGACAAACCGGCAUGCAGAGGUACACUCCCGAAUUCAAUACGAAGUCUGUUGCUAAGAAGCCAUCAAAAUUUGAGGCAGAGGAUGAGCUUGACAUGCUUUUGGGCUCAUUUACUGAUAAGCCUCUGGAGUCAGAAAGGGUAGAGGAAUCACAUCGGGGUUCUUUUUUGCCACAAAAACAUGCGUCAUCUUCAUCUUCAUUGCCAGAAAGGGCUUCAUCGAGUCAAAAGGUUCCCAAUCUAUCUGCGCCAAGGGACAUGAAGCUCGAAGAUUGUGUCGAUGAUCUGCUCAAUGAAACAUCCAUUCUGACCAUUAACAAAAGUAAGGGGUCACCAGCAGAUGAGGCAAAAGCUGUCACCAGAUCUAAUAAACUCAGUGAUGACUUUGAUUCAUGGUUUGACACAAUCUAACUGUUCUCCAGCUUCGUUUUCCAUUUGUUUGUUACUAAUCAAACAUGAGUCUGUGAACUUACAAUUUUUGUUUUGUUUUUAAUAAAUGAAAAUCACACUAUCAUUAUCAAUUAAAUGGUCAAUUUACCU